Gastrolobium bilobum is the source of this 1418-nucleotide messenger RNA. RefSeq names its product WD-40 repeat-containing protein MSI3-like. Gene Ontology annotation, molecular function: histone binding. Gene Ontology annotation, biological process: regulation of gene expression. Gene Ontology annotation, cellular component: nucleus. The record is from RefSeq and is a predicted model, not a curated record. The transcript has 6 exons. Lineage: Eukaryota; Viridiplantae; Streptophyta; Magnoliopsida; Fabales; Fabaceae. The coding region runs from base 13 to 1221 and encodes 402 amino acids.
UUUGUAGCAGAAAUGGCAGAAGAAGAGAAUGAGAUUGAGGUUGAAGAAGAGUUCUCUGUUUGGAAGAAGAACACUCCUUUGUUGUACGAUCUUUUCAUUUCUCACCCUCUUCAAUGGCCUUCUCUUACUGUUCACUGGCUUCCCUCCUUUCCUCAACCAUACUCUUACCCUUCCUUCAAUCUCCACAAGCUUCUCCUCGCCACUCACACUGCCGAAGGCGAACCCAACUUCCUUAUGCUUGCUGAUGCCUCCCUCCCCGUAAACACAUCACAACCUAUCAUCGCCGUCGAUCCUCUAAAUCCCGUUCUUCCGAAGAUAGAGAUUACCCAGAGGAUUCCCGUUGAUGGGGAGGUGAAUCGAGCGCGUUCUAUGCCGCAAAACCCCAGUAUUGUUGCCGCUAAGACUUGUAAUAGUGAGGUUUAUGUGUUCGAUUUUAACAAGCAACGAGGGCUUGGUUGUGAUCCUGAUUUGAGGUUGAGGGGUCAUGAUAAAGAAGGUUAUGGUUUGUCUUGGAGCCCUUUUAAGAAUGGGUACCUUCUGAGUGGUUCACAUGACCAUAAGAUUUGCUUGUGGGAUGUACCGGCUGCAUCUCAAGAGAAUGUGCUCGACGCGCUUCACGUUUUUGAGGCUCAUGAAAGUGUGGUUGAAGAUGUAUCCUGGCAUAUGAAGGAUGAAAAUUUAUUUGGGUCCGUUGGAGAUGAUUGCAACUUGAUAAUUUGGGACUUGAGGACAAACAAAGCCCAGCAAUCAGUCAAACAACAUGAGAGGGAGGUGAACUUUCUUUCUUUCAAUCCAUAUAAUGAAUGGAUUCUGGCUACAGCAUCUUCAGACACCACCGUUGGUCUCUUUGAUACACGGAAGCUGACAGUGCCGCUGCAUUUUUUAAGUAGCCACACAGAUGAGGUAUUCCAGGUGGAGUGGGAUCCUAAUCAUGAGACCGUGUUGGCAUCUUCUGCUGCUGACAGAAGGCUGAUGGUUUGGGACCUUAACAGGGUUGGGGAUGAGCAGAUAGAGGGAGAUGGCGAGGGUGGUCCUCCGGAACUACUCUUCUCUCAUGGGGGGCACAAAGGGAAAAUAUCAGAUUUUUCAUGGAACAAAAAUCAGCCAUGGGUUAUCUCAAGUGUAGCUGAAGACAAUUCUUUCCAUGUCUGGCAAAUGGCUGAAAGCAUUUACAAUGAUGGGGAUGAUGAUGACGUGUUGACGGCUAAUGACCAAUACUAACUAGACAAAGGUUCGAAGGCGAAGCUUUUACUAUCAUUGCUUCGUUGGUUUUUCUCUAUGUUUCGGAACCAUUUAACUUUUACUACAGUUGCUUUUUAGUUUUAUGCGAAGGUAUUGCGACCAUUUAACAGUUGGAACAGUGAUGGUAUCCAUUGCCGGACAUGAAUUCUCUUUUAUAUCCAGACUAGAUCUUUGAA